AUGGACAACAUCGACGAGGAAUACGACCGGCUUGUCAAACACCUUCAUGACUGCGCGAAGAAGGCUGAGAGUAUUAAAACAACCAAGAGACGCCUGUCUCUUGAAACUCUUGAGCUGAUACGCCAGCGUGGAGCAGCACGAGCCGCAGGGAACCAAGAGCUUACGUCCGAGCUCGCAAGGCUUUGCAGAGAGGCGAUAAAGAAAGACCUUAAAGAGAGAAGAGCAGAAGUGCUGGCUGAAGCAGCAGAGGCGGGAAAAAGCAUCCGCUAUGCCCGCCGAGACUUCGCCAGUCGCAAGACAAGGAUGACAGCUCUCCGGAACCCGAAGGGAACAACCAUUGCAUCGAGAAGGGGAAUGGAGAAAAUCAUCUACGACUUCUACUCUGAUCUCUUCGACAGCCGUGCCCACUUGCCUCCUCACCAUCUGAGGGAAGAUGGACAUGUCAUUCCAGCGGUUCUCCCGUCCGAAAUACGACAUGCUAUCAUGUCGGUGAGAAAUCGUACAGCAGCCGGUCCCGACAGAAUAAAACCAGAACACCUGAAGAACCUUCCGCCAGUACUCAUCAACACCCUGGCGAGGAUCUUCACACGUUACCUGUCGGAAUGCAAGGUCCCUAAACAGUGGAAGACCAGCAAGACCGUGUUGCUGUAUAAAAAGGGAGAUCCACAUGACAUCGGCAACUAUCGCCCAAUCUGCUUACUGUCCGUCAUCUACAAGCUCUUCACAAGAGUGAUCCUUAAUAGGAUUGAAAAGGUCUUGGAUGAAGGACAACCAUGCGAGCAAGCAGGGUUUCGAAAAGGAUUCAGCACGAUCGACCAUAUUCACACUGUUUCGAGACUCAUCGAGGUAUCACGAGAGUACAAGAUGCCGCUCUGUCUCACUUUCAUCGACUUGAAGAAGGCCUUUGACUCAGUUGAGACGGAAGCGGUCGUGGAAGCCUUGGACAACCAAGGCGUUCCCACUCAGUACAUAAAGGUGCUUCGAGAGUUGUACAGUAACUUCACGACCGGAAUCUCGCCAUUCUACAAGAAUAUCAUCAUUGACGUGAAGAGGGGGGUUCGACAGGGUGAUACAAUCUCACCCAAAAUAUUCACAGCCACCCUCGAGAACGCAAUGCGAAAGUUGGAAUGGGACGACAUGGGAGUGAAGAUCGAUGGUCGGCAGCUACACCAUUUGCGCUUUGCUGAUGACAUCGUACUGAUAACACCUAGCAUCAGCCAAGCGGAACGAAUGCUGACCGAAUUCGCCGAAACAUGUGGAUGCAUCGGUCUUGAGCUGAAUCUUCAAAAGACGAUGUUCAUGCGGAACGGAUGGAUCUCGGAUGCCCCAUUCACGCUCAACGGAACGAACAUAUCCGAAUGCACCAGCUACGUCUAUCUGGGUCGGGAAUUGAACAUGAUGAACGACCUGGCCCCCGAGCUGAGCAGGAGGAGAAGAGCGGCUUGGGGAGCGUACAAGAGCAUCGAGGACGUAGUGAAGAAGACCAAGAACACCCGGCUCCGUGCUCACCUCUUCAACACCACCGUACUUCCUGCUUUGACCUAUGCCUCAGAAACCUGGGCACUUCGCAAGCAGGAAGAAAACGCGGUGAGCGUCAUUGAACGCGCAAUUGAGAGAGUGAUGCUAGGAGUAUCCCGUUUCAAGCAAGUGAGAGACGGGAUUCGAAGUUCUCUCCUACGUCAGCGAUCGAAGAUCAGAGACGCCGCCGCGUUUGCCAAGGAAAGUAAAAUAAGCGCAAUACAGGAAGACCGCCGACCCGAUGGUCAGAUUUCUUCACGAAGUCCUUCAAAGAAAAUUACGAUGCUCUUCGUGUCCCACGCGAAAGGAGGAACCACUGGGCUACUCUGGCACGCGACCGGGACAAAUGGAAGAAUUACUGGCGCCCGCUCGACCGGUUCGAAGACCAACGGGAGUCAAGGUGAUCAAGGUAAACUCCGUGCUACCGUCGUCUGUGUAGAAUCAGCAGAGGGGUAUCGGUGGAAGCUUUGCAGUGUUGUUGAAUAUUUUAAGAAAGACGUUGGUGUUGAAGAACGGCCACCAGAUCUACCAUAUAGUGGGAUUGUGGGAUCGGUUAAACAAGGUGUUUACAAAGAUGAUCACUAUAUAACUUCUCGGGAGUUUUCUAAGGAUGUUCGCUUCCUUACAAAUUCUCAGAACCCAACAGAAACCGUCGAAUCGUUGUUGGGAUCUGAAGUGUAUUUUAAUGCACAUAGAGGUGGAGGUGGUGAGAAGAGCUAUCCUCUCUUCUUUUGCGAAGGAAAACUGCAACCGAAGAGGAAUAGCCUCACAGUUUAUAGGAUCAGAAAUUAUUUUUCGGUCCAUGUUAUGGUCGAGUUUAUUGGUUGCACUGAUGAUUGCGGAAAUACUAUUGUGUGGAGUGAUCAGAUUGAAUUUGUAGUGGAUCAUUUCAACCUUUUUAAAAAUCAAGCAUUUGGACUCUAUCUGAUCACCGCCAUAAGACAUUUUCGAGCCAGUGAAUUUCCUCGCUGGAAAGUGACCGGGAUCAAAAAGGCAGUGCAGUUAUUUCGUAACGUGUGUGUGAAGUCCAAGAGCAACCAUUAUUUGGACUCUUCAAAGAGAAUGUCUGGAUCGCCUACACGUUUACGUCGUUCUCCUGAGAAGCAUGCCGUCAACAUCAGCGGCUACAAAGAUCCGUAUUUUGAUUCUGGAACAUGCACAGGAUCGGACUUUGAAGGCGAGGUCGGAAGGUGUGGCUGCUCACUGCAAAGGAUUUCUUUGUGUGGGUGUGAAGACCAGGAUCUCCGUAAGCAGCAAACGUUGCCAAUGAAUGAUGAACGUCUUGAGUUGGAACUACUUGGUUAUAUGGCUAAGGCUCUUAAAUCGGUCAAAGUCAGAGCUGUUAUAAAGCAGACACAUCCUGACAUUUAUUCCUCCUUGAUGGAAAUGGUGAGAGGAGUGUAG
Necator americanus (New World hookworm) is the source of this 2922-nucleotide messenger RNA. RefSeq lists its product as uncharacterized. The record is from RefSeq and is a predicted model, not a curated record. NCBI's taxonomy places the organism in Eukaryota, Metazoa, Nematoda, Chromadorea, Rhabditida, Ancylostomatidae. The coding region runs from base 1 to 2922 and encodes 973 amino acids. The transcript has 10 exons.